AUGGAAGAGAAAUCAGUCUUUGUAGACUACGAUGAUACUACACCAUCACCGCGCUCUCUCCGAGGAGCACCGAGACAUUUCUUAUCCAAGACAUUGUCGUGGCUACAACCUGCCAAUGCCUGGAAACUCAGCAAACGGUUUGCCUAUUGCUUCACGCCUCAACUCGUGCGGUCACACUAUUUUGGCGACCCCGGGUUUGCGCCCAAGAAAUUCCCGACCAGCUACCUGAGCGGCCUUCGAGGACUGACGGCCAUCAAGGUCUUUACUUUCCACUGGACUUUUGCAUUCAGCGAUCUCGGCUAUAAGCCGUACGGGACGACGGAGCGGUACACGCACUUCCUCGAGCUUCCUAUCAUUCGCUAUGUGCACUCUGGGUUCACCGCACACAUCUUCUUCGCCGUGGCCGGCUACCUGACGUCUCUACGAAUAUUCCAGCUUCUUGAGCGUCAUAAUCAACAGUCGCACUCGAAAGUCAUGGUCAACAUCUCUGGUGCGCUGUUCCGUCGGGCCUUUCGACUGUAUCUCCCCACCUUCAUCAUCACGUUGAUAUUCACCCAUUACAUCCACUUUGGCUUCUAUGAGCAUAACCGACCCUAUCUCGACGAUCACGAGAAAUUGUUCCCCGGUGUAUGGCAGGAGCCCAAACCAGAGCAACUUGCAAGCUACUACGCUCAGCUGCAAUACUGGGCCAGUGAAAUGUAUCAACUCAGCAAUGUCUUUCUCCCGGCGACGGCAUACUAUCCCCUUAUCGACCAGCACCUGUGGUCUAUUCUGGCAGAAAUGCGCGGUUCGCUCUGUUUAUAUUUCGUUCUGAUGGCGACGACGCAGUGCCGUACCUACGUCCGCCUGGCGAUGCUAUGCCUCAUGACCUUUGUGUUCUUUCUCUGGGAUCACUGGGAGAUCUGGAUCUACAUGCUCGGCUCGAUCGUGGCCCAGAUCAAUGUGCUCAUGGGCGAGCCUGAGGCGGAAAAGAAAGUCGCCACGGGACUCUUCGCCCCGCCGCCACGGUUUCCAGCAGCCUCGGGGACGGUCCGCAAAUCGAGCUCGGUGUGGCGCUAUAUAACCCCUGCCACCACGCUGCGGUCAUACCUUCGCAUUAUCGGGUUUUGGGUUGCCUUCUAUCUCCUGUCCUAUCCGAUCUGGGGAUCCGAGCCAUCCGAGGAGGCGCCCGGGUACGAGACGCUCAACUUGCUAAUCCCGGCAUGGAUGGAACGCAAAGAUAAAUUCUACGCCAACAUCGGCACUACACUUCUGCUUUUCUUGCUCGCCCGAUCGUACGAGUCAACCUCGAACUGGCGCCGCCUUCUCAACAGCCAUGUCGCCCAGUAUCUGGGCAAGAUCAGCUUCGGACUAUAUCUGACUCACGGCCCGGUGUUGCAUGCCGUCGGAUACAUGAUUCCGCAGUACAUCUGGUGGGGUAUGGGCGUGGAGGGGAUAGACACGAGCAACACCGUGUGGUUUAUCGUCUUGUUCAUCGGCUGGGCCAUCAAUCUGACGCUGUGCCUUUCCGUCGCGGAUGUGUGGACGCGAGAGGUCGAGAGUCGCUGCGUCAAGUUGGUCAAGAAGAUUGAGGAACUGUCUUUUGUCAGAGAAUCCACCUAA
Molecule: messenger RNA, 1602 nt
Organism: Capronia epimyces CBS 606.96
Lineage: Eukaryota; Fungi; Ascomycota; Eurotiomycetes; Chaetothyriales; Herpotrichiellaceae
Exons: 1
Coding region: 1-1602 (533 amino acids)
Biological process (GO): polysaccharide biosynthetic process
Cellular component (GO): membrane
Molecular function (GO): acyltransferase activity, transferring groups other than amino-acyl groups
Source: RefSeq, a predicted model, not a curated record